Molecule: messenger RNA, 3351 nt
Organism: Coccomyxa subellipsoidea C-169
Lineage: Eukaryota; Viridiplantae; Chlorophyta; Trebouxiophyceae; Coccomyxaceae
Product: DNA polymerase delta subunit one
Exons: 22
Coding region: 1-3351 (1116 amino acids)
Biological process (GO): nucleotide-excision repair, DNA gap filling; DNA-templated DNA replication; DNA replication proofreading
Cellular component (GO): delta DNA polymerase complex
Molecular function (GO): DNA-directed DNA polymerase activity; nucleotide binding; 3'-5'-DNA exonuclease activity
Source: RefSeq, a predicted model, not a curated record
AUGGACGCAACCAAGCGUGGCUUGGAGGGGGCAGGCCCCAGCGGGCCGCCCCUGAAACGCCGAAAUGACAGCGGUGGCGCAGACGACGAGCUUGUGGAAGAGCAAUUUGAAGCAGUGCCGGAAAACUUGGAAGACGAUGGUGAGGAUGUGGAUGUGCGCCUGCUGGAAGAGGACCUGGAGCUGCACUUGGGAGAAGCUGGCAGGAACUGGAAGCGGCCUGAUCCCCCACCGCGAUGCACAGCCACAGACAGCCUUGCGUUCCAGCAGCUCGAUGUGGACUACUUCAUAGGACCUCCAAACCAGCAGCUCUACCGGACAGACCUGUCCGAGGUUCCCAUCCUCAGAAUGUACGGCGUCACUGAGCACGGGAACAGCGUCUGUACCUAUGUGCACGGCUUCGAGCCUUACUUCUACAUUGAAGCCCCCAGGAGCUUUGGCCCGGACGACUGCGACAGCCUCUGCGCGCAGCUCAAUGUGCGCUUCCACAGAAUUUGUGCAAUCCCUAAGUUCUGCCUGGGCGUGGCCAUGGUGCAGAAGCAGACCAUCAUGCACUACCAGCCCCAGAAGAGCCGCACCUUCCUGCGCAUCACUGUAGCCACCCCCAACCUGGUCACCCAGGCCCGAGGCAUGCUAGAGCACGGCAUCAAUGUGGACUCCCUGCAGCGCCACAUGGCCUUCAUGACAUAUGAGAGCCAUGUGCUCUUUGCGCUGCGCUUCAUGAUCGACUGCGACAUUGUGGGAGGCAACUGGGUGGAGCUGAAGGCCGGCGCCUACAGCCUCCUGAACUUGGAGGACCCGCGAAAACAGAGCCACUGCCAGCUGGAGGCGCAUGUGCACUUCUCCAACAUCAUCAGCCACCCUGCAGAAGGCGACUGGCUGAAGCUGGCCCCCUUCCGCAUCCUCAGUGUUGACAUUGAGUGCGCUGGGCGCAAGGGACAUUUCCCGGAGGCGGAGAAGGACCCGGUCAUCCAGAUCGCUAGCUUGGUGACGGAGCAGGGGCAGAGCAAGCCGCUCGUGCGCAAUGUCAUGACUCUGGACACCUGCGCCGCCAUCGUGGGCGCUGAGGUCAUGUCCUUUGACAAAGAGGAGGACCUGCUCAAGAGGUGGCGGGACCUGGUAAUUGAGACGGAUCCGGACAUAAUAAUCGGCUACAACAUCUGCAAUUUCGACCUGCCCUACCUCAUCAAGCGCGCCGAGACACUCAAAGUCCACGACUUCCCCUACUGGGGCCGCAACCGCAAAAUGCGGCUGCGCAUGCGCGACGCGCAGUUCAGCAGCAAGGCCUACGGCACGCGCGAGUACAAGGAGAUCACGAUCGACGGCCGCAUCCAAUUCGAUCUCUUGGUGGCUUUGCAGCGCGACCACAAGCUGUCAUCCUACAGUUUGAACGCCGUCUCUGCGUACUUCCUGGGCGAGCAGAAGGAGGACGUCCACCAUUCCAUUAUCUCGGAUCUCCAAGCGGGGAAUGAGGAGACUCGCCGCCGCCUUGCCGUCUACUGCCUCAAGGCGCGCUAUCAUUGUGCUGACAUGGCGCUGACUCACCGCAACAUGCAGGAUGCGUACCUGCCGCAGCGGCUGGUGGACAAGCUGAUGUACAUGUACAACUACAUCGAGAUGGCGCGCGUCACGGGCGUUCCCAUGUCCUUCCUGCUCACGCGCGGCCAGUCCAUCAAGGUGUUCAGCCAGAUCCUGCGCAAGGCCCGCCAAAAGAAUCUGCUCGUGCCCAACCAGCCCCGGAUGCAGGGCGCUACCGGGGACGGUGUGGCGUACGAGGGCGCUACAGUGCUGGAUGCGAAGCAGGGCUUCUACAAGACGCCCGUGGCCACGCUGGACUUUGCCUCACUGUACCCAUCCAUCAUGAUGGCCCACAACCUGUGCUACUCCACCCUGCUGCCGCCCGACCGGGUGAAAGAGCUGUCCCCGGAGGACGUGCUGCGGUGUCCGACGGGCCACUGCUUCGUGCGCGCGGCCCGCGCCAAGGGGAUCCUGCCGGAGAUUCUGGAAGAGCUGCUGGGCGCCCGCAAGCGAGCCAAGGCCGACCUCAAGGCCGCCUCCGACCCCUUCAUGAAAGCCGUGCUUGACGGCCGCCAGCUUGCGCUCAAGGUCAGCGCGAACAGUGUCUACGGGUUUACGGGCGCGGUGAUCGGCAAGAUGCCCUGCCUGGAGAUCUCGGCAUCUGUCACCGCCUUUGGCCGCAACAUGAUCGACCACACCAAGAAGCUGGUGGAGGAACGGUACCAGCGCAAGAACGGGUACGAGGCAGACUGCGAUGUGAUCUACGGGGACACGGAUUCUGUGAUGGUGCACUUCCGGGUCAAGGACAUCGGACGCGCAAUGGAGCUUGGCCGAGAAGCCGCCGACUUUGUGUCCAAGACCUUUGUCAAGCCCAUCAAGCUGGAGUUCGAGAAGGUGUACAAGCCGUACCUGCUCAUCAACAAGAAGCGCUACGCCGGGCUGCUCUACACCAAACCCGACAAAUACGACAAGAUGGACACCAAGGGCAUAGAGACGGUGCGGCGGGACAACUGCCAGCUGGUGCGCACGGUGGUGUCCACCUGCCUGGAGAUGAUUCUGAUCAACGAGGACGAGGAGGGCGCCAAGGCCUACGUGCGCGCAACCAUCUCAGACCUCCUCAUGAACCGCCUCGACCUCUCACUGCUUGUGAUCACCAAGGCGCGCACCCAAUCUGCGCUGAGCCGGGCGGACACGGCGUACGCGGCGAAGCAGGGGCACGUGGAGCUGGCAAAGAAGAUGCGCAAACGCGACCCGGCCACGGCCCCAACCGUCGGAGACCGCGUCGCCUACGUCCACAUCAAGGCGGCCAAGGGAGUCAAAGCGUACGACAAGGCGGAGGACCCGAUCUAUGCGCUGGAGCACAACCUGCCGAUAGACUUCCAGCACUACCUGGACCACCACCUGGAGCAGCCCCUGCAGCGCCUCUUCGGUCCCAUGAUGAACAACCCCAAGGAACUCAUGACCGGUGGUGCAGGCGCACACACGCGCAGCAUAGCGCUGGCAACGCCGAGCACACACUCGGGGGGCAUUAUGCGAUUUGCCAAGGUGCGGCUGAGCUGCCUCUCCUGCCGCACGCCCCUGCUGCCCGGCGUCUCAGACCUCUGCGACCACUGCCGCCCCAAGGAGGUGGAGAUCUACCACAAGUCGCUGGGCGCGGUGAACGAGCUGGAGCAGCAGUUUGCAGCGCUGUGGACUCAGUGCCAGCGAUGCCAAGGCAGCUUGCAUCAGGACGUUCUGUGCACCAGCCGCGAUUGCCCCAUCUUCUACCGUCGCAAGAAGGUCCAGAAAGACUUGGGAGAGGCGCACACCCUGCUGCAGCGAUUUCCAGAGUGGUGA